Lachancea nothofagi CBS 11611 is the source of this 6384-nucleotide messenger RNA. NCBI's taxonomy places the organism in Eukaryota, Fungi, Ascomycota, Saccharomycetes, Saccharomycetales, Saccharomycetaceae. The record is from the annotation of a GenBank genome assembly.
AUGCUUGUCGAUUCUGGAAUGCUGGCAAGGUUAAUGGCGGAUGUAUUAAAUCUACGCCCUGUCGAUCCACCAGACGAUGACUCGAGUCAAACGCCCCUAAAUCAAUCUAUUCUCGAGAUAUUAAAUGGGUACCAAGCUAAAAAAGAGACUUUCGAUAGUGCUCUUAUGUCAGAGUAUGUUUACGAUCAGUUGGUGUCCAAAUUUAUUGAUGUGGGCGAGGGUGAAGACAACUUCAACACUGACUUAGUCGAAAGCUGGGGCAAACUUUUUGAACUAGACAUGGAAGAGAUAGCAUUUGAGUUUGCACUUUUUGCGCAGAUCCUUUUAAAUCUCUCAUAUAUUUCGUUAAUCAACAAGCAGAAGUUGGGACGUAUACCGAGCCUGAAAUGUUUUUUAUGGCGAAUACUAGAUCAGCAUCGAUCUUUAUUCAAAUCAUCCAUUGCUCUUGUUAGUGAAUUGUAUGUCCAGAUUCUGGCAACUGACUGCCAUCCUUUGGAUCUCAUAGGUCUUUACACCAGCGCGAAAGAGAAAUCAGUGAGCGCGCUUGAGAUACUGAACUUGUUGGCAAACUCACUUUCUGAUCCGUAUUCGCAGAGUUUCUUAUAUUUCGAAAAUGUUUACAAGUCGUUUAAGCUCAAUUCUGUAAACUUCAAAAUUGCGGUGCAAUUAUGGACCAUUUUCAACAAUGUAACCUCCAAUCGAAUAUUAAGUCUAAACAAUAAUCUUUUUAUUGAGAUACGGCAGUCAACCUUAUGUGUUUCCGAUGAUGAGUUCAUUUUGGCCAUCUUUGAAAAUUUUGAAUUCUCCACUGAUAUUCUUUACAACAUAACACUGAAUGUUGAAGAUACUACAAUUUCUUUAUAUGUCGAUGGAAAUUUGGUCGAGUCGCUUUCUCUCCCACAAAAACCACUCACACGGAUAAAUGUUUUGGAGCUGGGUUCCAUGAUUUGUUCCUUCAAAGUUCUAAAAUUUUGGGUAUGGUCUGAACCACUUUAUGAGGCUAGUGUAAAAUUAACGAAUCGUCUGCCGUUACAGCAUAUCGAUAUUUCUGAUGAUGUGAAUUUGCACAGGAACCUAAUAAAUCUGCCAGAUCCAAGUUUGUUGCGUGAGAUUCUAAAAUCCACCGAAACUCCAGGCAUGACAUUAGGUAUUUGUAUGCACCACGUUACUCAGCUGAAUACGAAAAACCUAUUGGCUUCCUUGAUUCCACAAGAAAUGAUCGAUAAUGUUAGGGAUACGAGAGACGAUACGUUCGCAGUAGAUUUGAAUAGAGAGAGUCAAGGCCACGCUGGAAAAAUGUUGUUUUAUAGAAACUCACACCUGCUCUCCUGUUUUGAAGCAGUCAAUUACGCUGAUAUUAUUAUCAACCUGCUACAAGGUUCCAGUGAUUUAUCAAAAUUGUACGAUUAUAUGGUGCAUUUUGUGACAUUGUUGAGUUGCCCAGAACUUCGAAUUUACUUCGAAGAUAACAUCGGGUACAAAUUUCUUGGUUUAUUUUUGAGCACAAAACUACUUCCACAAUUAGGCACCAAUCUGUCGCUUCCGUUCAUGAACUUAUUUCUCGAGUAUUGCGGUUGGUCCUCAGCGAGUCCAACCGAAUCCAUCGUCAGAAACGUAACAGCAUAUGGAUGUUUGGUUGCCAAUUUCGACUUAUGGGUUCCCAAUAAACUGUCCACGAGUUUCGAGCCCGCGGUUGAAAUAACAAGAUUUCUCUUUUAUCAGCUGCAGGAAUUGCUGCAAACUUCGAGCUACCGCGACUUCAACUUUCAACAACUAAGCAAGCUUAAGGUUGUCGAAAAACUAACAAUGCAGCUGCACUUAGCUUAUUCCAAAAAGCUGCCCGAAAAUUAUGUUGAGCGUGUUCGGAAUGAAUUUAUUGAGGUCUUAACGAUCUUGAUUAAGCUAAUCUCCAAAGAAGAACUAUCGGCUUUAUUUACAUUUGCCUAUAAUGAGGUUAAAAAAGGGCUGGAACGUAGUGCAGCUGUAGUGCUGUUUUCUUUGAAUAGUGCUUUCGUUGAAUUGCUCAAAGCGGAAGACGACGAUAAUCUACGUUGUUACGUCGAGCGUGUCCCUGUAAAGAUAUUGCUCAUGAUUUUAGACGCUGGCCACUCGAUAGACGUUAUGGCGCCAACCAUAAGCAUUUUGGUCAAGUUUUUGAGCUGCAGCCCCCCAUCACGUUCAAGAUUCAUCAAAAACAAUGGAUUUCGCAUUCUUUUCAACACAAUCAAAGAAAGCGGCAUUGAAAUCUACGAGGAACUAAUAUUUGUCAUUUUAGCCCCCAAGUUGGUGGACAUUCAUGCAAGAGAUGCCGCGGGCUUGUCAUAUUCUCCUGAGGAUGGCAUAAUGUCAAUGGAGAGCAUUGAAAUACCUGAAUAUCACAAUCUUGUCAUCGACUUGCUAGAAUGGGCAGUAUUACAUGAUGUAAAUGGCUCACUUCGUUCCAAGACUGGGGAACUCCUUUAUCAAUACCUCUCGGAAAUGACAAAGUUACAAGAAAACUCACCAGCUUCUAUCCUCUUCGAUACUGAACAAUGCUCCUUCCUAGAGAAGGCCAUGAAGCUACUAAUGACUUUGCACAAAUAUCAAGACUCAGAGGCUUAUGUUAUCGCCUCACAGCAAUUGACUGCAAUUAUCUCCAACACUUUACUUCACUCCCUCACAUUUUCGAGUACCAAAGACUUUGCACGAUGUUUGCAUCUUCUGACUAGAGGCAAGGGAAAUAAAGUCAAUAAACAUUACCUGGAAAAAUACUUUUGGUUGUUCCCAUUUAUGGAUGUUCUUUCUCGAUUAGAGAGCUUCAUCCCAUCUUAUGAAGUACUACUGAAAUAUGGUGACUACAUCUUUACUAAUUUUAUCCAUCUCCUCGAGACGUUCAGCAGCAAUUCAGAUUUUUAUGAACUGAGUGCGGAACAUUACCUUAAAACUCACAAAAUUGCAACUUCGUGCGCUGAAUGUCUGGAAUCGAUCUCGUUAGGGGAUCAAAAUUCAGUUAAUUCUCGUUCAUCCUUAGCGAGGGUGGAAUCUAAGACGAUUCUAGGUUUCUUCAAAGUCUUCAAAACUGAUGGAUUUUACGCGUCAUCUGCAGACCUUCAAAAGUUCGUCGACGUGACUUUGAUGCAACAAUCUGUACUUUUUGGUCCAAAUAGUGAUCACAGAAUUCUUGAAUUGGAGUCGGUAUCCUUUUUGAUUGCUGCUUUAUCUUGUACUCUGGACAUCCAUCAAUCAUCACAAUCACAAUCUGCAAUUCUCAAUUGCCUGCGAAUCAUUGUUUUGCAUCAUGAGGACCAGCUCGUGUACCUGGCUUGUCUUAUUGAUCGCGGUAGCAAGUCUGAUAUGUUUGACACUCUUACAUUUGCUUUGUCAGCAAGCGACGAAGACCUUCUGAAACACUUUACGCUCGAUAAAGCUAAGUCCAACUUUCACGAUUACAUUGCAAAGCAAUUUAAAAGUCAGUGUGGAAAAGAUUCAACAAGGGUGGCACAUACACACCAAAUCACAAUAUCCGAAAGGUGCUCUUGGUUGCUAGAGCAGAGAAAAUCUGCACUCGACGGACGAUAUCUGGAAGUGAAUGAUAUUCACAAAACUUUUUUGCGCGAUGGAAUGAAAAUGAGCGAAAGAAUUGCUGGUACUGAAGAUAGGAAACUCGUUUACCAUCUCAAUGACAAAGAGGAUGAAUUAAUAAUUUUUAAUCAACGCUACUUCGAAUUAAAUGUGAGGACACAGAAUCAUCUAAGAGUCCAAGGUCUAGAAAAAAUUGUUGUUGAGUGGACCCUAGACCCCAUGGAAGACGCUAACAGGAUGAGAAAGCGUCUCAUCCCGGAUUAUAACAGCAACAAAUUACUGAAUGCCUCAAUUGUCGAGACAACAGAACGCUCAAAUGUGCUAAUUACAGAUCACAUUGACUCACAUAAUCCUGAUCGUAGAGCCAGCAGCACAAUGUCAUUUGAAUUUGUCAAUGAGCUCGACUCACUGAGCAUCGAGCCCUCUGAAGCCCUGGAUAGAAAUAGAAAGGUUAUCAAAUUACUCGACCCAGGGGAUAGUAUACGACGUGUUUGGAACUGUAGUAAUGUUAUAGGCCUUAAUAUCAACGAGGGUGUUUUGAUACUAGGUACUAGAUUCGUCUACUUCAUGACUGGGUUUUUCUUUUCAUCUCGAGACUCCAAGGUGGUAGAACUUUGGGAUGCGCCUUCGAUGGACAGAGAUCCAGCGAUACGGUUGAUAUCGGGCUCUGAGUACAAGCGGAGGGAUAUGGACUUGAAGCACAAUGUACAAAAGUGGGAAAUCACUCAGAUCUGCUUUGUGAUAAAACGACCCUUUUUGUUGAGAGACUCAGCAAUCGAAAUUUCAUUUGAUAGCGGAAAAAGUUGCUUCUAUACAUUUCACAACAAGAAUUUGCGGGAUGAUGCAUACCGGCAACUAGAUAGAAGCGAAAAGUCUCAACAAAUCAACACAUUACUAUUAGAUGCACUAGGCGAAGCAGCAUCGAAAAGUGAAAAAAUCAACAUGAAAAACGGUCUUUCUGAAUACAAACUCUCUGAUAAGGUCGCUAAUGUUUUCUCUUACAAUAAUGACUCUGCUCUAUCGUUUAAAGCACUCAAACUUUGGCAAUCAGGUCAGCUUUCUAACUUUUAUUAUCUCAUUGUUGUGAACACUUUAGCUGGAAGAACAUUCAAUGAUAUUACUCAAUAUCCGGUUUUUCCUUGGGUGAUUGCAGACUAUCAUAGUACAGAACUUGAUCUCAAUAAUCCGAAGACAUUUCGAGACCUGUCGAAGCCUAUGGGAGCGCAAACUGAACAUAGGAAAAAACAUUUUAUCGAGAGGUUUGAUGCUUUGAAAGAACUCGAUGAAGGAGAGCCACCGUUCCAUUACGGCACCCAUUACUCCUCUGCAAUGAUUGUUUCCUCAUACAUGAUGCGUCUAGCGCCCUUUGUUGAUUCGUACCUUUUACUACAAGACGGUAAGUUCGGCCAUGCCGAUAGAUUGUUUAACUCCGUCGAGCGUACCUGGGAUUCAGCUGCGAGAGAGAAUACUACUGACGUGAGAGAAUUGAUACCUGAAUUUUAUUAUUUGCCAGAAUUUUUGAUGAACACCAAUUGCUAUGAUUUUGGAACUUUGCAAAAUGGGAAACGAGUUGACAAUGUAAAUCUGCCUCCCUGGGCUCAAAAUGACCCGAAAAUUUUUGUUGAGAAGAAUCGAGAAGCUUUAGAGUGCCCAUUCGUAUCCGAACGCCUACACGAGUGGAUUGAUCUUAUUUUCGGCUGCAAGCAAACCGGAGAUGCAGCUAUAGAGGCAGUUAACGUUUUCAAUAGGCUAAGCUAUCCAGGUGCAGUAAACCUUGACAAAAUUGGCGAUGUAAAUGAGAGGAUGGCAGUUACGGGAAUAAUUCAUAAUUUUGGACAGACCCCACUGCGCAUCUUUGAUCAACCACAUCCGAGAAGAUCGCAUCUUCCAUAUGGAUCUUCUCGGAGUGAAAUUUUGUUGAAACUCUCAAGUGCACCUUUUUUCUCAAACGCUGAAGAACAAGCAGACUUUUCGUUGUGCCUUUCCCGUCAACUUGCAGGCGCCGACUCUAUCCUUUACAGGGGUUCUUCUUUCUGGCGCAAGACACUCAAAAGAUCGGCUUCUGGCGCUACGGAUGUGAACGUGAGACGCAGAACCUCAAUUUACAUUGGUGAAGUAAGCUUUUCCCAUGCUCAUCAUUGUAAGAUUACAAGCAUAGAAGGCUUCAAGUCAAAUCAGUUUUUCACGGCUGAUGAAUGUGGCCUAGUCAAGCUUUGGAAUUACAGGGGUGCAGACAAUGUGCGGCCAUUAGUUGAAGCCACACAAUUGAAGGGACAUGUGUACUCAGUUCAAGAAAUGAACGCUUCAUGUGAGUACAACCUUCUGCUGACCUUAGAUAGUUCAGGCCAAUUAUUUUCUUGGGAUAUUCUUAGCUCGCAGGUUUUGCAGAGCUUUUCCACAAGCGCUACUCACUCGGCGUUGAGCAAGAGUACGGCUGCCGUUGCUUUUGUUGACACGGAGAACGAAGUCUCUGUAUGCAAUCUUAAUGGAUCAGUUUAUGUGAAGCAAAAGUUUGAUAGAACCAUUUCUUGUCUGAGUUUUGUAAACUUUGAGGAGGGCAGCAUUAGUGCCCACUCUUAUUGGACCGAUAAAGAGUUAUUAGCGAUAGGGCUCGAAAAUGGUGAUAUCAAAAUUCUGAGCCUCGUGCAGAGCACCACCACUUCUCCAUUGAAAAUGCUAGAAAUCAAAACAUUGGUUUCACGGUCUACUUCGCCUAUCAAGUCCAUUCAAAUCAUCUUCGAAUGCAGAGCGGACGAACCCACAAAUAUUUACUGUGAAGUUGUAGCCCGAAAUGAUGAAUGCACUCUCUUCGUUUGGAACUAA